Molecule: messenger RNA, 1257 nt
Organism: Peniophora sp. CBMAI 1063
Lineage: Eukaryota; Fungi; Basidiomycota; Agaricomycetes; Russulales; Peniophoraceae
Source: the annotation of a GenBank genome assembly
AUGACUGACGCCACCAACCUGAUGUUCUCCUCACGGCGGAGACCGAGUGACACGGAAGACGGUGCGUUAUGGACGAUGAUCAGUCGUGACGACAUGGCAGAAGCUGGAAGAUUGUUGGGGGAGUGGAAGGAGGGUCAAUUUUCAGGUCAUCCAAUACAUUCACAGCAGAUCGUCCUCGAUGCAGAUGACGUCCAGCGCCUCCGGGAUCAUAAGAUCCUUGUGUGGACUCUCAUCCAAAAGCCAGGUCAAGCAGUUUUCAUCCCGGCAGGAGUUGGCCAUCAGGUAACAAAUCAUUCGUCGUGUAUCAAGAUCGCAGUUGACUUCGUAACGCCCGCCAACGUGAUGCAUUCGAGCAAGAUCGGCGAUGAGCUCCGCGAACAUCGACUCAAGACUGAUGACACCGAGGCUGAGGACGUACUACAGUUGGCGACUAUGUGCUGGUGGACUCUUAUUCGCACAGAAACGGAUGAAUACAAACGCGCCCGCUCCGAUUUCUUCUCGGAUCCUUGGAGGUCUCAUUAUUCUGCGGCCCCACGCUACCUGCAAGUCCCUGUCAGGACAUACACGCGUGACGAUGUACCUGCCAACAAGUCCGCACCCACAGUACCUGUCAACAAGUCCGCACCCACACCUGAAGAGCCUGAUGUACCUGUCAACGAGUCCGCACCCACACCUGAAGAGCCCGAUGUACCUGUCGACGAGCCCGCACCCACACCUGAAGAGCCCGAUGUACCUGUCGACGAGCCCGCACCCGCACCUGAAGAGCCCGGUGUCCACCUAGGAAUGGACGAUGUCGUGGGGUUUGAUGGUCUUUCAAUAGGUCCUCCAUCUUCAUCAUCCACCCCGCUUCCACCGCCAUCUUUAACCUUCAACCAAACGCCGCACUCAUCUGUCCCGCCCAAACGGUCACGCGAACAUUACGAGUAUAUGUCGCCCACAGAUCGUCGGCACAAACGGCAGAAGAAAGCUCGUGUCGCUGCAAUGGCCGACGAUCCAGAAAAAACACUCACGUGCCCUAUCACUGCCUUCGAGAAGUGCAAGAGGGCGGGCGACUUGUUCAAGCGACAACAGCUUCUCAACCACCUGGAGGAAGCGCACCCCGAAUACGUUAGGUUCAGGCAUCCAAGCGGCGGACUGUCAAAACGUGAGCUCAUCAGAGAGCGCCAGAAGAUAUUAGGGCAGAAGGGUGACGAUGAAGCAUUCAUUGAAUUUCUGAAGACGUCCGUUCUGGGCAAGUUUCCCUUACCGUCGGUAUAG